CACUACUUUGCAUUUAGUAAAAUGAAGAUAACGAUUUUUAUGUCAAAUGUAUUUUCAUAUGUAUAACAAAUGUGUGACAGAGAUUACUCUAACCUGUAAUGGAUAGUGUAAAAAGAAAGAAGAGGUGUGUUAUCUGCCAACCUUGUCAGGAGGCAAAUACAUGUACAAGGACAAAGGCGGAUGGAUUAUGUCAGGAGUGUAAGGAAUAUAUGUGUCGAACAUGUUUCCACCACCAUCUAAAGGCAAAAUAUUGCAGAGCCCAUGUCUUGCUUGAUUUGUCAGAAGCAGAACAUACAAACACAAGCAGGGAAGAUGUUGAAAAAUGUGAAAAACACAAAAACGAAACUGUCCGUUUUUACUGCCGGAAACAUGACCAAGUAGGCUGUGGCGACUGUAUGUUAUUCGACGGACACGGUACAUGUCAUCUUGAAUAUAUAAAGGAUAUUUCUGUGAACUUUCGAAAUGGGGAAGAAUUUAAACAUCUGACAGAGAAGCUAGAGACUUUAGAGUCAGACAAUAAUUCUAUACACAUAAACAUUCAGAAGAGUAUAAAAGGCAAUAAUGAGAUGAACGCAAAACUAAUUGGCUAUGUCAAAACAUUUCGAAAAAGUAUCAAUAGUUAUUUGGACGAAGCUCAGGCUAAUUGCUUAUCAUAUGCAAAUAAAUUGCAUUCGGAAAAAGACGACUUAUUAAAAAAAAAAGAAGCUGGCUGCCAGGGUAUUGUUUCAGAAAUUGAAGGGCACAAGCAGAAAUUAGACAGUGAACAUAACCCGGAUCGCGUACUGUUCAUACAUUCAGUUGUAGUUAAAUCUAAACUGCAGCUGAUCGAAGAUGCCAUAAACAAAAACAGGUUUUCAAAUGAAAUUGACAAUAUUGCUUUCAAGCCUUGUGAAGAAUUGUGUGAAAUCGUAACAAAAUCUAACAGUUUUGGAUGUUUCGAACAGGUGCCUCCUCGAGAAAGUAGCAUCUCCUCAGGCAUACCAGUCAACACAGCGAAUAGGGUAAUAGUGAAGAGAACCAGUACAACUACUGCUUGUAAAGACGCGAAUUUGGCAUCUGUCAAAAAUCAAAACACUUAUCAGAAUGUCAAAGAAACUUCUGGAGAUUUUUGGAUCUUCGUCGAACUCCAAUCUCCUAGACAAACAAAAGCAUAUUUUGUUGAUCCAUGUGAACCUAUUUCUGCACUCAAAGCUAGGAUUCACCACAAAGAGGGCAUAUCUGUUGACAUCCAAAGGGUGAAAUUAAAACUAGCUUUCCUUGGGAAACUACUUGACGACACACGCAGUAUUAUGGAUUAUGGUAUACAGAGAGGAAAUACGUUGAACUGCUUUUGGAGGUUGGAUAAGCCAUCAGAAGAAGCAACAUCGUAAUAUCAUAUCAUUUACACAAAAAAAACUAAAUACUAAGUUCACAAUUAAUUUCUAAUUAUUAGUUAUACUUUCUGAAAGAAUAUGUGGCAAAACUGGUAACUUGAUAUCGAUAUCACUUUUCCUCAGUGAUUAUAAUCACUGAUGGUCAAAUAAACACCCAAAAUCGUUUAAAUGAAAGACUAAUCGAGGUUAAACUCACUUGUCAUGUUUUGUCUAGCCAAAGUAUUUCAUCUUUAUAGGUUAGUAUGUGAUAAAUAGCAUAUAAACACAGGCAUUUACGCACGACUGAAAUCGGUUGGUGUUCAAAAUGUUUUAAUUGUUGAAUUAACACAGAUGAAAACAUUCGGUUAAAUUGGUGUGUUUUUAAAAUAAACACAUGUCAUGACAUCAUCUAUCCAAGCAGUGUACUAUAAAAUUGUACUAUUUUAACUAAUACUGUUAAGUCAUAGUUUGUACACAUUACGGCCUUUUUGCAUGCCAUUCGAGUUGUAUCUCACCUAUGCUGGAAUCCUUUUUGAUGUCAUUCCAAAAUCCAUAUCAGUUUACGGUUUUGUUGAUAAUCAUAUAGCAAAUAAAAGCUUUCGUCCUACAACUGUUUCCAUAGAAUCACAAGCGAUCGGAGACCUUGAACGGUGCGCAAUUGUUGACUGGAUGAAUAGAAACAAAGUGAAAAUUAACACUUCAAAAACUAAAUUUAUCAUGUUUGUCAGCAGACCUCAAUUGAACGAAUGUUUUACAAAUUCGACUAACAUUGCUGGUGAUGAUAUCAAACGUGAAAGCACAGUUAGAUAUCUCGGUGCAUUUCUUUAAAGAUCAUGUAAAUCGCAAAUGUCGUACAGCCAUGUUGAAUUACCUACGAAUUAAGAACAUCCGUAACUAUUUAAAAAAGAAACAGCCACUGAAAUUUUAGUUUUGUCUCUAGUUAUUUCACAUCUGGAUUACUGCGAUGUUAUACUGUAUGGUGUAGCUAACGGUGAGGUGCGUAAGAUGCAACGUAUUCAAAACAUGUGCGUAAAACUUGUCCUUAACAGAAGGAAAUUUGGCAGUUCUAAACAAGCAUUGUAUGACCUACUUUGGUUGCCGGUGAAAGCAAAAAUUGAGGUCAAGAUACUUCCUUUCAUGUGUAGCUGUCACAUAGGCAGGGUACCGAUUUAUUUAACAGAAUUGCGUAUACAGUAUACUCCUAGUAGACAAGGUUUGAAAUCGUCAGAAAAUUCUGAAUGUCAUUAAGUAGUUCCAUACAACAAGUGUAAAACAUUCAAUGAUAGAAGUUUCUGUACUAUUGGUCCAAAACUUUGGAAUGAACUGCCGUUAGAACUAAGCAAAAGUAAAUCAUUCGACACUUUCAAAAAAAUCUUAAGACACGGAUUUCAGAGACUCCAUGUCAAUGUUCUAAUUUUUUUGAUAACUGUUUUAUACGCGAUAGCAGCAGAUGAUAGUUUUUAAAUCUUUGUAAAAGGUUUUACAUUUCAACAUUUAUAUGUUUGUUUAAUUAAACUUACUUGUUGGUACAGGCUCUGUG
Molecule: messenger RNA, 2892 nt
Organism: Mercenaria mercenaria
Lineage: Eukaryota; Metazoa; Mollusca; Bivalvia; Venerida; Veneridae
Product: transcription intermediary factor 1-beta-like
Exons: 2
Coding region: 99-1370 (423 amino acids)
Molecular function (GO): protein binding; zinc ion binding
Source: RefSeq, a predicted model, not a curated record